AGGAUCCCAUAGCUUGGGAGUGAGAGAGAGAGAGAGAGAGGAAAUCCAAAGCUAUGGUGGAACUAGGAUCCCUGCUGUGGUGUGUUGCUCUGCUGGGCUUGGUUGUAUACAAGGGAAUUUGCAUCCAUCUGAGGCGCCAGCGAGCAGAGUUUAUAGCAUCUCUAGAUCCCGUACGAGAUGCGCACAAGAUCGUGUGGUAUCUCUAUGCGGUGGAGUUCCCAUUUCUCUCCCAGAAAGCUCUCGAGUUUGGCACCAUCCAAACCCUGGGCAUUCCCUCCAUCACCAAGCUCCUGUACAAGACCAAGUAUGGGCUCAAGGAUCCCCAGAAGCGCGCCGCCGAGACCAACAUCUUGGUGAGCGAGUUCCUCCACCACCACGUCGAUAGCGACCGUGGAUCCUACGCGCUGAGGAGAUUGAAUGGCAUCCACGCCCAAUUCAAGAUCCCAAAUCACGAGUUUGUCUAUGUGCUCUGCUUGAACGUCGUCAAGCCCAUGGAUUUUUGCCGCGAGUUUGGAUUCCGGGCGUGGACGCCCCGCGAGGAGCUCGCGUCCUACACGCUCUGGCACGACAUUGGGCUCCGGAUGGGACUGAAAGACAUCCCGGAGAACAUCCAGGCGAUGCGCGACUACAUCGACGAAUUCGAGGAGAAGUACGCCAAAUUCGACGAGAAGAACAAGUCCAUCGUCCAGGAGCUCAAGCACCUGGUGCUCGACUCCUUCCCGCGCCGCGUCCAGCCGGUGGUGGAGACGGGCAUCUGCGCGCUCAUCGGCGAGCGCAUCCGGAUCGCCACCGGGCUGCCAAAGCCACGCGCGAUCGUCGAGUGGGCGGUGCUGUCGGCGCUCAAGCUCCUGUCGGGCACGAUGGUGUCGAUCUUCAUGCCGCCCAGGACCGUCGCGGGGGCCAAGGGGAGCAUCGACGUGGACUGGAGCCCCAACCCGGAAGCUCGCCCGGAGGAGCUCCGCCCGCUCAACGUCAAUGUGUAUCGCCCGCCGAGCUUCGAGAAGGGGUACAAGCUCGCGGAGCUGGGAGCGCUCAAGCCGGGGAAGAUCGGGCCGCGCUAUGGCGAUGGAGCUCUGCUGUGCCCAUUGUUUCGCGCCUAGAAAUUUCACAUGGUUUCUUACAAUCAUAAACUAUGUGAUGAUUUUUCCAGCGAUUAAAAUUCGUGGAGGGGGGAGUCCCACAUGUAUCACGGUACCAUGGAUUUGUCUGUACUACAUCAGGAAAUCCUGCCACCCAUGUUCACGUAAAUAAAUUUGUAAGCUUUCCUCAUAUGUAUUUCUUGCUUGAAUCAGAGAUAAUUUAAGCCCGAUCUUCCGAGUGGAGGCUUUUUCGA
Molecule: messenger RNA, 1333 nt
Organism: Selaginella moellendorffii
Lineage: Eukaryota; Viridiplantae; Streptophyta; Lycopodiopsida; Selaginellales; Selaginellaceae
Product: mycophenolic acid synthesis protein B-like
Exons: 2
Coding region: 54-1100 (348 amino acids)
Molecular function (GO): oxidoreductase activity
Source: RefSeq, a predicted model, not a curated record